AUGAGGAAGAAUUUUUGCAUGGGCAGGGUGUGCCCUGUGCUUGUCCCUCCAGAUCUGUGCGGCUCCAGCGAGGAGAAGCAGCGGGCUGGCGCCCCCAGCGGCCCCGGGGCUGUUGUGUGCUGCGGGGAGCCCGGGGACAGCGAGGAGGGCAAGCCCCACUCGUACCUGGAGGCCAUCUGCAGCGGGCUGGAGGAGCCGGGCGCCGGCGCCACCGAGCAGCUGUGUCCCUACGCCGCUGCCGGCACCUGCCACUUCGGGGAGCGCUGCCUGUACCUGCACGGGGAGCUCUGCGAGAUCUGCGGCCUCCAGGUGCUGCACCCCUUCGACCAGGAGCAGAGGAAGGCCCACGAGAUGAUGUGCAUGGCAACGUUUGAGCACGACAUGGAGAGGGCCUUUGCCAUCCAGGCCAGCCAGGACAAGGUGUGCAGCAUCUGCAUGGAGGUGGUGUAUGAGAAGCCCUCAGCCUCAGAGAGGAGGUUUGGGAUCCUGUCCAACUGCACCCACACGUACUGCCUGUCCUGCAUCCGCCAGUGGAGAUGUGCCAAGCAGUUCGAGAACCCCAUCAUCAAGUCCUGCCCCGAGUGCCGGGUGAUCUCCGAGUUUGUCAUCCCCAGCGUGUACUGGGUGGAAGAGCAGGAGAAGAAAAAUGAGCUGAUUGAAGCAUUUAAGCAGGGAGUGGGGAAAAAGCCCUGCAAGUACUUUGAGCAGGGGAAGGGAACGUGUCCUUUUGGAGGGAAGUGUCUUUACCUCCACGCUUACCCCGACGGGACCCGAGCUGAGCCCGAGAAGCCGCGGAAGCAGCUCAGCUCCGAGGGCACUGUGCGGUUCUUCAACUCCGUGCGCCUGUGGGACUUCAUCGAGGACAGGGAGAGCAGGAGCGCGCCCGGCGCCGACAGCGAGGUCACGGAGCUGGGGGAGCUGUUCAUGCACCUCUCUGGGGCUGAGGAGGAUCCCACUGCAGCCCAGUGAGCACACACAGCCCCUCUGAGCCCAGCAGUGCUGCUAUUUAUUAGCCAUGCUUUUACUCUCUCCAGCACACGUAGAACAAAACGUGCCCUGGUGGUUACUCGUGCAGUCCUGGUAAAGUUUUCAGAUAGUUUUUAUAUGGCAACAAAAAAAAAAAAAGGAAAAAAACAGCAACAACAACAAAAAAAGACUAAAUAUAUUUAAAAAACAAAAAAUAAAUUGGCUGCAUGGAAAAAAAUCCCUUAAUCCCAGGAGGGUUUUCUCCCUCUCUGGCCUAACAUAUGCUGUCUUGUGAGCUGAGUGGUAGUGUAAAUACAGGUCCAGUGAAAGCUUAAGCUGGUAAAAACUGUUGCUAAAUAGAGUUUGGGUGCAUUGGGGUUUUUUUUCCUCCACUAGAUCAGCUAAAUGUAGAACUACAAAACCCACUGGGAAUAAUGGUCAGUGUAGGGUUUUCUCCUUAGAAAGGAGCUGGUGCACUGUACCUCAAGCAGUACCUGGAGUUCAGUUUGGUGGAUUCUCUGGGUGUGUGGGGCCGAGUUCCCAGCCCUGUUUCACACCAGUCAGGUGCUCAGAGGCAGCAGUGGCUCCUGCUGGGAAGCAAAUGCAGCUGCACUGAUUCCUGAACUGGCUGCACAAACUGGAGCUUGGAGCUGGAGUGAGGUGUUCCCAUAUCCCAGAGAUUGCUCAGCCAGUCCUGCCCCACAGCCAGGGGUGGCUCUGCAGCAGCUCAGUGCCUCCACUCCCCUUUUCCCCAGCAAUGCUGAAGGCCCAGGAGGGCUGGGGGAUCAAUGAACAUUGCUACUGAAUUCUGGCUUUGUUAAAAACCUGAUUUCUGUUGCUGUGGCAAAGGCAGUUGGAUUGUGAAAUCUGGCACCAGAAGUUAAUUCUGCCAAGUCAUCUGUAUUAACUUUGCAGCUAAAGCAAGAAUUCAGUGUGCACUCAAGUGGCUGCUCU
Messenger RNA from Cyanistes caeruleus (blue tit), 1920 nucleotides. The record is from RefSeq and is a predicted model, not a curated record. NCBI's taxonomy places the organism in Eukaryota, Metazoa, Chordata, Aves, Passeriformes, Paridae.